CUGAGGGCCUCAGGUCCUUGUGGAAAAAAAGUGCAAGAGCACAUUUUUGAUUCUUGGUUUGACUGGCGUGCAGCACCAAGCAUUAGAAAAUGAGUGAUGCUGAGAUGGAGAUAUUUGGGGUCGCUGCCCCAUACCUGCGCAAGUCAGAACGGGAGAGGAUCGCGGCCCAGAACAAACCUUUUGAUGCCAAAACAUCCUGCUUUGUGGCUGACCCUAAAGUUGAGUAUGUAAGGGGCAAAAUCAAAAGCCAAGAUGCAACUAAAGUGACAGUGGAGACAGAAGAUGGGAGGGCCGUCACGGUCAAGCCGGAUGAUGUUCGUCCCAUGAAUCCUCCAAAGUUUGAUAAGAUCGAGGACAUGGCCAUGCUGACCCACCUCCAUGAACCAGCUGUGCUGUUCAACCUGAAAGAGCGCUAUGAAGCCUGGAUGAUUUACACCUACUCUGGGCUGUUCUGUGUGACUGUAAACCCCUACAAGUGGCUCCCAGUCUACAACCCUGAGGUGAUAAAUGGAUACCGUGGAAAGAAACGUCAGGAGGUUCCUCCUCAUAUUUUCUCCAUCUCAGACAAUGCCUAUCAGUACAUGCUUACAGACCGAGAAAACCAGUCUAUCCUCAUCACUGGAGAAUCUGGUGCUGGGAAGACCGUGAACACUAAGCGUGUCAUCCAAUACUUUGCGACAAUCGCAUCUGUUGGAGACAAGAAAAAAGAGCAGGCGUCUGGAAAAAUGCAGGGCACCCUGGAAGAUCAAAUCAUCCAGGCCAACCCUCUGCUGGAGGCUUUUGGGAAUGCCAAGACUGUAAGGAAUGAUAAUUCCUCCCGCUUUGGUAAAUUCAUCAGAAUCCACUUUGGAACAAAGGGGAAGCUGGCCUCAGCUGAUAUUGAAACUUACCUUCUGGAGAAGUCCAGGGUGACGUUUCAGCUCCCUGCAGAGAGGAGCUACCACAUCUUUUAUCAGAUUCUGUCCAAUAGGAAGCCAGAUCUAAUUGAGAUGUUGCUGAUCACCACCAAUCCAUAUGACUACCCUUUCAUCAGUCAGGGGGAGAUCACAGUGCAAAGCAUUAAUGACACAGAAGAGCUCAUGGCAACUGACAAUGCCAUUGACAUCCUUGGCUUCAACUCUGAGGAGAAAGUUGGCAUCUACAAGCUGACUGGAGCAGUGAUGCAUCAUGGGAAUAUGAGGUUUAAGCAGAAGCAGCGUGAGGAGCAGGCCGAGCCUGACGGCACUGAGGUGGCUGACAAAGUCGCUUACCUGAUGGGCCUGAACUCUGCUGAUUUGCUGAAAGCUCUUUGCUACCCCAGAGUGAAGGUUGGAAAUGAGUAUGUCACCAAAGGACAGACUGUUCAACAGGUGAAUAAUUCAAUGGGCGCCCUGUCAAAAGCUGUAUAUGAGAAGUUGUUCCUAUGGAUGGUAAUCAGAAUAAAUCAACAGCUGGACACAAAAUUACCCAGGCAACACUUUAUUGGAGUGUUAGACAUAGCUGGGUUUGAGAUAUUUGAGAUGAACAGCCUCGAGCAGUUGUGCAUCAACUUCACCAAUGAGAAACUGCAACAGUUUUUCAACCAUCACAUGUUUGUGCUGGAACAAGAGGAGUACAAGAAAGAGGGAAUCGAAUGGGAGUUCAUAGACUUUGGAAUGGACCUGGCUGCCUGCAUUGAGCUUAUUGAGAAGCCAAUGGGCAUCUUCUCCAUACUUGAAGAAGAAUGUAUGUUUCCUAAGGCGACAGACAGUUCCUUCAAGAAUAAGCUUUAUGACCAACACCUGGGCAAGAACAGUAUUUUCCAGAAGCCCAAGCCUACUAAAGGCAGGACUGAAGCACACUUCUCCUUAGUUCACUAUGCUGGUACAGUGGAUUACAAUAUUGCUGGAUGGCUGGAGAAGAACAAAGACCCACUUAAUGACACAGUGGUUCAGCUGUAUCAGAAAGCUGCAGUAAAGCUGUUGUGCAACCUUUUUGCCACUUAUGCAUCAGCUGACGCUGAAACCAGUGGAAUCAAAAAGGGAGGAAAGAGGAAAGGCUCCUCUUUCCAAACUGUCUCUGCACUUUUCAGAGAAAAUCUCAACAAGCUAAUGGCUAACCUCAGGUCCACACAUCCUCAUUUCGUGCGUUGCAUCAUUCCAAAUGAGACCAAGAGACCAGGGGCUAUGGAUCAUCACCUUGUUCUCCACCAGCUGCGCUGUAAUGGAGUACUAGAGGGAAUCAGAAUCUGCAGAAAGGGCUUUCCCAGCAGAAUCCUGUACGGAGACUUUAAACAGAGGUACAGGAUCCUAAAUGCAAGUGCGAUUCCUGAAGGACAGUUCAUUGAUAGCAAAAAGGCAUCAGAAAAACUACUGUCAUCCAUCGAUGUGGACCAUGCACAAUAUAAAUUUGGAUACACUAAGGUGUUCUUUAAGGCUGGUCUGUUGGGUCUUCUGGAGGAGAUGAGAGAUGAACGGCUGGCAGUGCUAAUGACCCGCAUCCAAGCUGUCUCCAGGGGUUACGUUGCUAGACUUGAAUUCAAGGAGAUGACAAAGAAGAGGGAGUCCAUCUACAUAAUACAGUACAACAUCCGCUCAUUCAUGAAUGUCAAAAAUUGGCCGUGGAUGAGGCUUUUCUUCAAGAUGAAGCCACUCCUGCGUAGUGCUGAGGCAGAGAAGGAGAUGCAGACAAUGAAAGAGGAGUUUGCUAGAAUGAAGGAGGAAUUUGAGAAAUCAGAAGCCAGGAGGAAGGAGCUAGAGGAGAAAAUGGUCGUUCUUGUCCAAGAAAAGAACGACCUCUACCUUCAGAUACAAGCAGAACGUGAGAAUCUGUCCGAUGCAGAGGAGAGGUAUGAAGGUAUGAUAAAGAGUAAGAUCCACUUGGAGGCCAAAGUGAAGGAGUUCUCAGAGAGGAUAGAGGAGGAAGAGGAAAUCAAUGCAGAGAUUACAGCCAGGAAAAGGAAGCUAGAGGAUGAGUGCUCUGAGCUCAAAAAAGACAUUGAUGACCUGGAGCUCACCAUAGCCAAGGUGGAGAAGGAGAAGCAUGCCACAGAAAACAAGGUGAAGAACUUAACAGAGGAAGUCAGCACCCUGGAGGAAGCUCUUCUAAAGUGUUCUAAAGAAACUAAAGCCCUCCAAGAGGUUCAUCAGCAAACUCUAGAUGAUCUUCAAGCCGAGGAAGACAAAGUCAACACUCUAACCAAGAUUAAACUAAAGCUAGAACAACAAGUAGAUGAUCUUGAGGGGUCCCUGGAGCAGGAAAAGAAGUUGAGAGCAGAUCUGGACAGGGGCAAAAGAAAACUGGAGGGGGACUUGAAGCUUUCUCUGGAAAAUAUAAUGGACCUGGAGAAUGAGAGGCAGCAAAUGGAGGAACGGCUUAAGAAGAAAGACUUUGAAUUUAGCCAUCUGCAAAGUAAAAUAGAGGAUGAGCAAAUCCUAAGCACCCAGCUUCAAAAGAAGAUAAAGGAACUUCAGGCUCGAAUAGAAGAGCUUGAGGAGGAAGCUGAGGCUGAGCGUGCUGCCAGAGCUAAGGUGGAGAAGCAAAGAUCUGACCUCACCAGGGAACUUGAGGAGAUCAGUGAGCGGCUGGAAGAAGCUGGGGGAGCCACUGCAGCUCAGAUUGAGAUGAACAAGAAAAGGGAGGCUGAGUUCCAGAAGCUGCGGCGUGAUCUUGAAGAGUCCACCCUGCAGCAUGAGUCCAUCGCUGCCACUCUCCGCAAGAAACAAGCUGACAGUGUGGCUGAACUUGGGGAGCAGAUCGACAACCUACAGAGAGUGAAGCAGAAGCUAGAGAAAGAGAAAAGUGAGCUAAAGAUGGAGAUCGAUGACUUGGCUAGCAAUAUGGAGAGUGUUUUAAAAGUGAAGGCUUCCUUUGAGAAGCAGUGCCGCAAUCUUGAGGACCAGAAUCAUGAAUACAAAACAAAAGCAGAAGAGGCCACAAGGGCCCUAAAUGACUACACUACCCACAGUGCACGGCUGCAAACUGAAAAUGGUGAGCUCACUCGUCAUCUUGAAGAAAAAGAAAUGACUAUUUCUCAACUUAAUAGAGUGAAAAUGGUAGGUACUCAACAAAUUGAAGAACUGAAGAGACUUCUGGAAGAGGAAAUUAAGGCCAAGAAUGCCCUGGCCCAUUCUCUGCAGUCAGCUCGUCAUGACUGUGAUUUGCUGAGGGAGCAGUUUGAGGAAGAGCAAGAGACCAAGGCUGAACUGCAGCGUGGAAUGUCCAAGGCCAACAGCGAGGUGGCUCAGUGGAGAACCAAAUAUGAGACCGAUGCCAUCCAGCGCACUGAGGAACUUGAGGAGGCCAAGAAGAGACUUGCUCAGCGCCUUCAGGACUCUGAAGAGCUAAUAGAAGCUGUGAAUGCAAAAUGUGCCUCUCUGGAGAAGACCAAACAGAGACUCCAAGCAGAGGUGGAAGACCUUAUGGUGGAAAUAGAGAGGGCUAAUGCUGCCAAUGCAACUUUAGACAAGAAGCAGAGGAACUUUGAUAAAGUUCUCACAGAAUGGAAACAGAAAUAUGAGGAGAGUCAAUCAGAACUUGAGGGCUCACAAAGGGAGUCCAGGUCUCUGAGCACCGAACUUUUCAAACUUAAAAACUCGUAUGAAGAAGCUUUGGAUCACCUGGAGAACAUGAAAAGAGAGAACAAGAACAUUCAGCAGGAAGUCACAGAUCUUUCUGAACAGCUAGGGCAAUCUGCAAAGACUAUCCAUGAGCUUGAAAAAGCAGUUAAACAAGCUGAGCAGGACAAAAUGGAUGUUCAGACUGCUCUAGAGGAGGCGGAGUCCUCUCUUGAGCAUGAGGAGGCAAAGAUCCUUCACAUUCAGCUGGAGCUCAACCAGGUGAAGUCAGAAGUAGACAGAAAAGUGGCUGAGAAAGAUGAAGAGAUUGACCAAUUGAAGAGGAACCACCAGAGAACGGUGGACAUGCUCCAGAGUACCUUGGACUCAGAGACCCGCAGCAGGAAUGAAGCCAUGCGUCUGAAGAAAAAGAUGGAUGGAGACCUAAAUGAGAUGGAGAUCCAGCUAGGCCAUGCCAAUCGCCAAGCAGCUGAGGCCAGCAAGCAGCUCCGCAACGUGCAGACUCAGCUCAAGGACACUCAGGUGCAUCUGGAUAAUGCCCUCCAUGGGCAAGAGGACCUGAGGGAGCAACUGGCCAUGACUGAGCGCAGGAACACUUUGCUGACAGCUGAGAUUGAAGAGAUGAGAGCGGCACUGGAGCAGUCUGAGAGAGGCAGGAAGAUGGCAGAGCAGGAGCUGGUGGACAUGAGCGAGCGGACGCAGCUUCUUCACGCUCAGACAACAAGUCUAAUCAGCACAAAGAAAAAGAUGGAGUCAGACAUCACAAACCUGCAGGCCGAGGUUGAAGACACAAUUCAGGUGGCGAGGAAUGCAGACGAAAAAGCCAAGAAGGCUAUUACAGAUGCUGCCAUGAUGGCAGAGGAGCUAAAGAAGGAGCAGGACACCAGCGCUCAUCUGGAAAGGAUGAAGAAGAACCUGGAGGCCACAGUCAAAGACCUACAGCAACGUCUGGAUGAAGCUGAACAAAUUGCUAUGAAAGGCGGAAAGAAAGAGCUUCAAAAACUAGAGACAAGAGUCAGAGAGCUGGAGAAUGAGCUGGAGGCAGAACAGAAACGUGGUGCAGAAACCAUGAAAGGAGUAAGGAAAUAUGAAAGGAAAAUCAAGGAGCUUACAUACCAGUCUGAGGAGGACAAGAAGAAUGUAACCAGACUGCAAGAUUUAGUGAACAAGCUGCAACUUAAAGUAAAGACUUACAAGCGACAGUGUGAAGAGGCGGAGGAGCAAACAAAUGUCCACAUGGCUAAGUUCAGGAAACUGCAGCAUGAGCUGGAGGAGGCAGAGGAGAGAGCUGACAUAGCAGAGUCUCAGGUCAACAAGCUAAGAGUGAAGAGCCGAGAGAUUGGUGGAAAAGGAGAGUAGCUAAAUUGUGUGUCAUAGUGAUCUUCAGCAAGCAUGGACUUUUCUUAUAAAGUAACAAUUUAUAAGAAUUCGUACAUUUAUGAUAUUACCUCUAAAGCACUUACACUACAGUGCGAUUGUUUGGAAUCACUUCUCACAAGUUAUUUGCCUGAAGAUUUAACUGCUUAGGAAAUAUGAGACCUUCUGAAUAUUUAUUUUAUUAUAAUUUGGUUCUUGAUGGCAUACACAUUCUGAAUCAUCUGAGAAUCUUUUAGCGCUCUGUUCAUCAUAGUGGACCCAUUUACUCUUUUUUCAGUGUAUUAGAACAAUUUUGUACAUUUAUCUGCAAUGUCCAAAGAAAAUACAGUAGAAUUUCAUGUAUGUUUUAAAAUGUCCUGGCUGUUGAAUUUACUAAAGGAAUUUAUCUAAAUGCAACUCAUUGUCACUGUUUCAUAGUUUAGGAAUGCAGUGCAUCAUGUACAAAGACUUCUUGUAUGUUUUGUGUGCUACAGUUUUAUAAACCUUUAAAGUAUGCUUCUCUUAUUACUGCGUUUUUACAAUACAAGAACACAGCUGUGUACCUGUUUAAUAACUGGGGUAAAUGUACAUGAAGCUACCUCAGAGAUAUAUGGGCAAAUUCAACGUUUCAACGCUCCUGAUCAAAUUAUAUGUUGUGCUCUCUUUCUUUUCUUUAGGA
Molecule: messenger RNA, 6570 nt
Organism: Pygocentrus nattereri (red-bellied piranha)
Lineage: Eukaryota; Metazoa; Chordata; Actinopteri; Characiformes; Serrasalmidae
Product: myosin-4-like
Exons: 39
Coding region: 90-5894 (1934 amino acids)
Cellular component (GO): myosin complex
Molecular function (GO): ATP binding; cytoskeletal motor activity; actin filament binding
Source: RefSeq, a predicted model, not a curated record